This is a messenger RNA of Didymodactylos carnosus, 1699 nucleotides long. The record is from the annotation of a GenBank genome assembly. NCBI's taxonomy places the organism in Eukaryota, Metazoa, Rotifera, Eurotatoria, Philodinida, Philodinidae.
UGUAGGAAUUAUGCGCACGACUGGUGAAACUAUUUUGCAAACAACAGCGAAACUAGUGGAAGCGACUACUAAGGCCGGUAUGCACUGUUUCUUUCAGUUAUUUAUGUAACACUAAGUUAGCAUGUAGCUCAUAGUGUGUCUGUCGAUCUGGAUAAAUACGACUUUAACGUCCCUUUGUUAUUUCUGGUUAUGAACAGCAGCUUGUAUGUGUUUUGCAGAAGAGGUGGCUUUAUAUGUAAAUUAUUUACGGGAACGAAAAUAGGAUAAGAAAAAAAACUUUUUCGAAAAUUAAUAUGGCGUCGAUUUGUUAUGGUGUAUAAGUGUUAAAUUUCGAAGAAUCAACUUAUAAGUAGCGGCUGUUUCCAAAAACAAAAAUAUGUGUGUCUAAGUCCGGUUUCUGGCUUUUAUCGUGUCACGAACGCGGGCGUCGCUCGGCGAUUGUCUUAACGCAGCUCGCGCGCUGAUCGCUAGAAAGUAGCUGUUGUCGCGGCGCGAUCGGGACCAACUCUUGGUUUUAGCAACAAUAGCAACCUUUUAGCAGGCGCGAUCACUGUAAGAAAAAAUUGGUCAAUGUUCAAAAAUUCAAAAUGUUAUGAAACCUUAAUAAUAGCUUACGGCAUGAGUAAUAUAGUCUUGCGUGAUCACAUCACGCGUACGCCGUUCCGCGACGUUCGCGGUAAAACCAGCGUGGUUCAUUUAAACGCGAAUAAAUAGUAACUAUAGUAAAACACUUGAAAGGUGUUGAGCAUUGUAUGAGCUUGAAAGAAUAACCGUCGGUAAAAGUCGCGUCUUAUUUCGAGUCGCACAGCGAAUGCGUUAUUGUGCCGCGAAGUUUCAAAGAGACUCUCGUCGCGCUUUGCAAUAAGAAAGUGGACUUGAGUGAUAAAGUAUCAGCAUUGGUAACGUAGAGAACGCCAAUUGGUAGACUGCCUUUACGAAAAAUGUAUUUUUCUAAGAAUAGAACAAUUUAAGAAGUGCUAAUGUGAAAGAGGAACACCGAUUUCGUGAAUUAGCGUAUGCUAGUCAACGUAUGAUGACGUCUGAUCAUGUGGUCAGUCGAAUUGUGGGAACGACUGGUGAAAGUAUUUUGCAAACAACGGCGAAACUAGUGGACAGGUAUGCACUGUUUCUUUCAGUUAUUUAUGUAACACUAAAAUGUCGUGUAGAAGUUGAUGUUGGUAUUUUACUGGAUUCAUCUUCAAGUAUCAAAGAAUGGGCUGUAGUUGUAAAUGCCACUUCCGAAUUUGUUUCUGUCUUGAAAAAUCAAAAUGUUUCAGUCUUGUUUGGUGUUGUUCUGUAUGCAAAUAGACCACAAAUAUUUCGACAUUUUAAUCAGCCUGUUACUGUCGAAGAUAUCCGUCGAUUGGCCCGUAUAUCAGGUGGCACACAAACAGAUCUAGGUUUGAACACAAUGAAGCAAGAUAUAUUCAAAGAGAGAAAUGGAGAUCGAAAAAGGGUAAAAAAUGUGUGUGUGGUAUUUACAGCUGGUGAAUCGAAUGAUAGAAAAGCAACUGUGAGUGCGGCUAGUAGCCUGAAGGCAGAGAAUGUUGAAAUCUAUACAGUGGGUGUUGAAAAAGCUAACAUGGAAGAAUUAGAAGCAAUAUCUACUAGUAAGAAACAUGUGUUUUUCACUCAUGAAAUUCGAGAUUUAACUCAAGCAUUGUAUGGAACGUUAAAAGCCAUAUGUCCAGAUGCAUAG